Molecule: messenger RNA, 591 nt
Organism: Lactuca saligna
Lineage: Eukaryota; Viridiplantae; Streptophyta; Magnoliopsida; Asterales; Asteraceae
Source: the annotation of a GenBank genome assembly
AUGGAAGGUUCAUAUUUUACAUAUUCUCUAGCCCGUAACAUUCUCCUAAUAGCAGUUUUCUUCACUUCCUCCAUUAGUUUCAUCUCCGCCCUUGAGAAAACAAAUGUCGAGUUCAUCAGAACAUCAUGCGGUUUGACAACUUACCCUACACUCUGCUUCAACUCAUUGUCAAGUCGAUCAGGUGCAAUCCAAACAAGCCCAAAGCUACUAGCCCAAGCAGCUCUAUCAGUCACCCUCGACAAGACCCGCACCACAUCCACAGCAAUGGUAAAAUUGUCACAAGUGCAUGUCAUGGCUCCCCUUGAGGUUGCAGCCAUGAAAGACUGCAUUGAGUUGCUGAGUGACGCGGUAUACGAAUUGAAAAAAUCAAUUGAGGAGAUGCGUCGGCCGGGUUCCAAAAAUACCCGGCAAGUGAUAAGUGACAUACAAACAUGGGUGAGUUCUGCAAUGACGGAUGAAGACACUUGCGUGGAGGGGUUUGUGAAUGACACGAAAAUGAAAAAUGUGGUGAGAGGAAAGAUUGUGAAUGUUGCCCAUUUAACCAGCAAUGCUUUGGCUUUAUUUAAUAGCUAUGCUUCUCUACGCGGAUAA